CAAAAACGGCAGUAUUAACGAGACGAUGGACAGUUCUAAAGAUGAGACGAUGGCACAAAAUGACAAAAAUUUAAGUAACAAUAAUCAACCACUCCCAAAUCUAAAUCUUAAACGACAGUUAGACACAAACGAUGUGAUCGACAAAAAAUUGGAACAAUUUUCUGAAAUUGAGGUCAGAUUGAGUUCUAAACUGACCCAAUUAGAAAAAGUUAUGGAUGUCACCCACAAAAUGCAUUCAAGCAUGCAGGACAGCAUGAAAUUAUGGUUGGAUCAACGUGAAAAAGAUAUGCAGGCUGAAGCCAACCGUUUGCAAGCGGCAAACAAGACACAUCCGGCUUCUAAUCAAACUACUGUAGCUUCCGUCCAAUAUGCAAACUCCGGCAAAACAAAAUUCACUAACGUUGUUACGAAUGCGACGAAUUUGGACACAUGAAUAACGAGUGUCCUUUAAAGGGACAAGGUCUUAAAAAAUGCUAUGAAUGUCAGGAGUUCACGGCCCACAAAGCUUUCCAGUGUCCUCAACGACUGGCACGACAAGGAGGAGCAGGACGAGGUAGAGG
Molecule: messenger RNA, 560 nt
Organism: Leptopilina boulardi
Lineage: Eukaryota; Metazoa; Arthropoda; Insecta; Hymenoptera; Figitidae
Exons: 2
Coding region: 26-433 (135 amino acids)
Source: RefSeq, a predicted model, not a curated record